Molecule: messenger RNA, 1779 nt
Organism: Drosophila bipectinata
Lineage: Eukaryota; Metazoa; Arthropoda; Insecta; Diptera; Drosophilidae
Product: arginine kinase
Biological process (GO): phosphocreatine biosynthetic process
Molecular function (GO): creatine kinase activity
Source: RefSeq, a predicted model, not a curated record
CAGGCCUGGAGUCGUACGUCGUGGCGUUUGAUCAAUACGGGAUACGAGCUAAGGGAUAGAAGGCAGCCAGUUAAGCUACUGUUCGGACGCAUUUCUCCCGUCGUAAAAUUUUUUGGGAAAAAAUUUCAAUUUCAAUUUAUUUUUUAAGGACGUGCUAAAAAUCUGUACAAAAGCCCAAGUGCUGUCGAAAGUCUAUUUUCGGAUCUGCCAUCGAAAACCUUUAACUUUGCGUUGUGUUUUAUAAAUUUAUGUUUACUUGACUUUUGCUCCAACCUACUUCAAAAUGACUUCGAUUGAAUCGAAACGCGUGCAAUACCGCAAGUAUCUGGAACGGGCAGGGGUUAUUGAUGCUCUCAGCAAGGCUUUGAUCAAGUUGUACGAGGAGCAGAACAAGCCGGAGGAUGCCAUCCGUUUCGUCCGCAAAUUCAUGUGCGAGAGCUGUCCGGAUGAUGCUCAGUAUGACAUCAUGAAGAACGAUCUGGAGGAGGCCAAGACACACAUCUCAAAGCUGGAGCAGGAACUCGAGCGUCUGCGCGGCCAAAUCAAAAAGUCGCCGGAGGAGUACCAGGAGCUCACCAUUGCCGGCUACAAAUCGCUCAUGGAUGAUGAGGAGAACAUCAGUUCCCUGCUCCGCAAGUACCUCUCGCCAGAGCUCUUGGAGGAGUACAUGCUCGUCACCACACCGGCGCCUGUGGACGCCUAUCUAUAUGAUUGUGCCGUGUCUGGAUUCGAGCACCACGAAGCACCCGUGGGAAUUUUUGCGGCCGAUGCCGACAGCUACGAUGUCUUCAACAAGGUCUUCGAUCCGAUUAUCAAGGACUACCAUAACCAGAUGGACAACGAGAACGACGUGCUCCAGAAGGAUGCCGACUUCGGCAACGUGGAUGAGAUUGAGAACCUUGAUCCGGAGCGCAAGUACAUUAUGUCGGCUCGCAUCCGUCUGGCCAGGAACAUCGAAGGUCUGCCCUUCUUCCCGAAACUCACCGAGAAGCAGUUCAUCGAGGUGGAGGAGAAGGUGCGUGCGGCCACCGAGACAAUGGAUGGAGAGCUGAUUGGUUCGUACCUGACCAUGGCGGAUAUCGAUGCUGAGACCCAGGCGGAGAUGGUUAAGCGCCACAUACUCUUCCAGCGCGGCGACGAGCAGAUGACCACCGCCGGUUGCUUCCGCUUCUGGCCGACUGGACGUGGUGUAUACCACAAUCCCGCCGAGACGUUCUUCAUCUGGGUGAACCGCUCGGACCACGUGCGCAUCAUGUCGAUGGCACUGUGCGGUGACCUCGGCGAUGUCUACAAUCGCCUGGUGAACGGACUGGCCGAGCUUGAGAAGACAUUGACCUUUGCGCGUCAUCCGCGUUACGGCAACCUUACCGCGUGCCCCACUAACUUGGGCACCACCCUUCGCGCCUCGGUCCAUAUUCGUUUGCCCUUGCUAAGCAAGGACCCGGACCGUUUGUUCGCUUUGGCCGAGGAGCUUCAGUUGCAUAUACGCGGUACUGAGAGCGAAACAGCCCAGAUCGAGGACGGCAUUAUGGAUAUAUCGAACAAACGCCGCCUGGGCUUCACAGAGUUUGAGUUGGUGAAGACCCUUCAGGACGGCGUUGUGGCUUUGAUCAAUGCCGAGGAGGAGCUCGAGAUAGCCGGACAGGAGGGCUAAUCCAAUAACAAAUCCUCGAAACACAGAACACAAAAACACACCCCAAUGAUUCAGAGACCCACAUAGACACAAGACAGGAGCAACCCAUCUUUGGUUAAAUAAAUUUGUCCCGUAGUCGCAUUAAA